This is a messenger RNA of Monodelphis domestica (gray short-tailed opossum), 887 nucleotides long. RefSeq names its product mitochondrial ribosomal protein L32 (gene MRPL32). Gene Ontology annotation, molecular function: structural constituent of ribosome. NCBI's taxonomy places the organism in Eukaryota, Metazoa, Chordata, Mammalia, Didelphimorphia, Didelphidae. Gene Ontology annotation, biological process: translation. Gene Ontology annotation, cellular component: mitochondrial large ribosomal subunit. The record is from RefSeq and is a predicted model, not a curated record.
GCGAGGGAUUACAAAAAGCCUCGCCUUCCCAAGUGCCUGUGCGUGGUCCCUCAGGCAGGAAGUCGAACUUCUGUCGCUUUCGCUCUUUUCCCACUUCCUUGCGGCGGCCAUGGCCCGCGCCUUGGCAUGCCUGCGCAUAACCUUGCCCUCUUGGUCAGCGGUUGCCGCGCGGCUGCUGCGGAACUGCUGGGACCGCGUGGAGGGAACGCUUCCCCCGGGCCUUUCUGCUGGCUUCCAGGGCCCUUCCUGGGGCCCAGCGCUGGCCGUGCAGGGCCCGGCAGACGCCCGCGGUGGGGAGGGGCCUCCCGGCUUUCUGGAGGGCGUGUGCUGGAUGGCGGCCCCCAAGAACCGGCGCACCAUCGAAGUGAAUCGAUGCAGGAGGCGAAGCUCCCACAAGCAGCUUAAAACAAAGAGCAACAUCGACGUGUGCCCCGAAUGCGGCCAUCUGAAGCUCAAGCACGUCCUGUGUGGCUACUGCUACGGGAAGGUCCGUGCCGAGACCGCGCAGAUCAGGAAGCAGAUAGGGGUGCAGGAGGGGGGGCCCCUGAGGGCCCCCGCCGUGGAGACGGUGGUCCUGUACCGCGGGGAGAGCCCCUCCGAGGAGGACCGAGGCAAGAGGGUCAUCGAGCGGGACAGGAAGCGGCCGUCCUGGUUCUUCAGGGGCUGACGUCGCCCCCGCCCAGCACGACUGGCAACGUGGACUCGGGGUUCUUGGGGGUUCCAGGCCCGUCCCCGGCUCUCCCUGGCCCUGGAAUCGGCCUCGGAUGCCGAAUCGACCGUGUCUGAGCCCAGAACUGGCGACGCAGCCUCCGCGGGCUCUUCCCAUCAGGGUCAGACCUGGCUUUAUUGGGGCGUCAUUAAACUAACGUAAAGUGGGGAAAUUCGAA